CAAAGCGAAUGUUGUGAAGUCACAGUUUUGGGGCAAAAGCACAUCUGUCAUAUAUAUUUGCAAUGCAAUGACAACACAACCGUCAACGCAUCUAUCACAAGGUCAUCUCUUGCACACCAGUCUCAUUUUCCCUUCUUGGCAUACAAUGAUCAAAAGUUUCAAUGCAAGUUUUUCCUGUGUAAAGAAAGUAUGGACUAAAUUACCUGGUCAUGGAUCGGCAUACACGAUCUCUGUUAAUGGAUAUGGAGGUGUCAGUAGUACAUCUGUACAUGUGUUAUCAGACUUACAGAAAAGACGUAGUUCAAAUAAUGUGACUACUGAUAGUAAACAAACUGUAUUAGUGAAGAAUUUGUCCAGCUACAAUGGCCAUUAUAUAACAAAGUCAGUGUGUGCAAAAAUAUUACCUACAAGUUUCAUAUUGCAAAGAUUUGAAGCACAAGUAACAAAUACAUAUCAGAAGAGACUUUUCCAUGAGGACAGAAAAACAACCGCCUUGACUGUGCUGGGAAGUCUCAAGGAACUGAAAGCCUCUCCUGUUCCUGCACUUGUGUUGGGAUUCUCUGGCCUCAUUCCCUUUGUGGCCGCCCCCACAUACCUUGUUAUGAAUCAAUUGUUCAUGCCUGACAUAGCUUUUGCCCAGCUGGUUUAUGGUGCCACCAUCUUGUCCUUCUUAGGAGGUAUCCGAUGGGGGAUGACAAUUCCUGAGGACAGCAUCCUGCAGCCCAACUGGUUCAAUCUGUGUUACAGUGUCACCCCUUCCUUGGUCGCCUGGGCUGGAGUUCUUAUGCCAAGUCCCCUUUCAUCGUUGACUCUUAUGCUAGGCUUUGCAGGAGCAUGCUAUAUGGACAUGGUUUCCUAUGGUUAUCCCCCUUGGUUCAAAGGCCUCAGAUUUACUUUGACAUUUGUAGCCAUCCUAUCCCUGUGGACAACACUGAUGUGUAGUCUAUUAUUGGACACUAAACCCAACAAAGAAGAAAAGAAAUGAAUAGACUUUCAAUACUAAACCAGUUUCCUGCAAUUUGAUAAUUUAUUAAAAUGGUAUUAAAGUUUCA
Messenger RNA from Mizuhopecten yessoensis (Yesso scallop), 1052 nucleotides. Its product is annotated as transmembrane protein 69-like. The record is from RefSeq and is a predicted model, not a curated record. NCBI's taxonomy places the organism in Eukaryota, Metazoa, Mollusca, Bivalvia, Pectinida, Pectinidae. The transcript is spliced from 2 exons. Bases 68 to 985 code for a protein of 305 amino acids.